Messenger RNA from Dictyostelium discoideum AX4, 936 nucleotides. RefSeq lists its product as hypothetical. The record is from RefSeq and is a predicted model, not a curated record. NCBI's taxonomy places the organism in Eukaryota, Evosea, Eumycetozoa, Dictyosteliales, Dictyosteliaceae. The transcript has 2 exons. The coding region runs from base 1 to 936 and encodes 311 amino acids.
AUGAAUGCAAUAAUUGAUAAUAAUAAAGAUUUUUUAAAUUUUAUAAAAAAUAAUUCAUUUGGAGUUAAUUUUAAUAAUUUUACAAAUUCAAAUGAUAUUUUAAAUGAAAUUAAUAAUGUAAAUGUAAUGGUUUAUGGUAGUAAAAUUGAUAAAAGUUAUUUAACAACUUUUGAUCAAUUAAACCCAUUAACAAUUGCAAUUACAAAAAAAAAUGAAAAAAUAUUAGAAUGUUUAUUAAACAUUUGUAAAUUAUUAGAAUUAAAUUUAAAUGGUCAUAAAAGAUAUAAAGAUUCUUUACUUUAUCAUGCAAUCUCUUCAAAUAAUAGUAAAAUAUUAUUAAAAGUUUUAAGUUAUCCAAAUUUAAGAAUUGAUAUUUUUGAUGAAGAUGAUUAUAAUACGGCAUUACAUCAUUAUUGUAGAAAAUUCAAGAGUCCAGAAGAUUGUCAAGAAAUUAUUAAUAUUAUGAUUGAAAGAACAAAUGAUUUAAAUAGAAUUAAUGGUAAAGGUAAAACACCAUUACAUAAAGCAAUUUUAAAUAAUUCAAUUCGUUUAAUGUUAGUACAUACAUUAAUUGAAAAUGGUGCAAGAUUAAAUGUUUUCAAUUAUAAUGAUUAUACACCAUUACAUUGUGCAAUUAAAUUAGGUAGAAGUGAUGUAAUUUUAAAACUUUUAAAAAAUGGUGCAGAUUUAUCAUUACAAAAAAAUAGUUCACCAUCUUCAUAUCAACUUGCAAUUCAAUUAGAUUCACCAAAUGUUAUAAAACUAAUUAAUAAUUAUUUAAAUUUAUCUUCAUUUUUAGAUAAACAUCUUUUAUCAAAUUAUUUAUUACAAUUUUUAAAAAGAGAUAUACUAUAUUCAAAUUUAAAUGAUUUAAAUGAGGAAACCUUAAUUGAAAUGGGUUUACAAAAAGAUAAAAUUUUAUUAAUUUUAAAAUAA